This is a messenger RNA of Diatraea saccharalis (sugarcane borer), 1578 nucleotides long. Lineage: Eukaryota; Metazoa; Arthropoda; Insecta; Lepidoptera; Crambidae. The record is from the annotation of a GenBank genome assembly.
AUGAAGAUAUAUAUUUUUGGGAUAUUACUAGUAAUAAUGAAUUAUAGUGAAUGUGCUAAUAUUUUGUAUGUAGUACCGUUUACAUCUAGGUCACAUACUAUAAUGUUAAAACCUAUCGGUUUAGAGUUAGCCCGUAAAGGACAUAAUGUGACAGUGAUCACUGGAUAUUUAGAAAAGACCGAUCUCCCCAACUAUCAUCAGAUUAAAAUCGAUCAUAAGGAAAUAUGGGAAAUUUUGGGAACUGAAAGACCUAAUGUUUUCACUAUGACUGAAAUAUCAGCAGAGGAAUUUCACGAUUUAAUAUUCUGGCGUGGUGGAUUAGCAUUCACCGAGAUGGCUCUCAACUCCAGUCAAGUUAGACAGUUUUUGGCGAAAGAUAAUAAAUUUGAUUUAGUUAUCAGUGAGCAGUUCUUCCAAGAAGCUAUGUAUACUUUGGCGCUCAAGUAUCGAGCUCCUCUGGCGUUAGUGACAACAUUUGGAAACUGUAUGAGACAUAACAUUGCUACAAGAAAUCCGUUACAAUUAGCCACAGUCAUUCCAGAAUUCCUCGACUUGAAUGAACCAACGAGUUUUUGGGCUAGACUUAGAAAUUUUUAUUUCACAUUUUACGAAUUUGCUUGGUGGAGAUAUUGGUAUUUGGUGGAGCAAGAACAUCUGGCAAAGAAGUAUAUACCGGGCUUACCAGAUAAAAUGCCAAGUUUGUAUGAUAUACAAAAAAACGUAUCCUUGUUUCUAAUAAAUAGCCAUUUUAGUUUUGAUUCUGCUGUUGCAUAUCUUCCAAAUAUAGUUGAAAUAGGUGGUGUGCACCUAUCACAUAGUAUUGAGAAGUUACCACAGGAUUUGCAGACUUUAUUAGAUAAAGCAACAGACGGUGUAAUUUAUGUUAAUUUUGGCUCCAAUGUAAGAAGUUCGGAGCUUCCAGUCGAUAAGAUGAAUGCUUUCCUAAAAAUUUUUUCAGAAAUAAACCAAACGAUAUUAUGGAAAUGGGAAGAUGACAAGUCAGAAAUUAAAUCUAAAAACAUAGUGUUCAGGAAAUGGUUUCCACAAAAGGAAAUAUUAUCACAUCCAAAUAUCAAAGUGUUCAUAUCACAUGGAGGAUUGAUCGGGACUCAAGAAGCGAUAUUUCACGGGGUACCCAUAAUAGGUGUUCCUAUAUACGCCGAUCAAUAUAAUAAUCUCCUUCAAGCUGAAAAAUUGGGUUUCGGCAAAAUUCUACGAUUCGAAGACAUCAACGAACAGAGUCUACGAAACAAACUAAUAGACGUCCUCUCUAACAAUUCUUACCGAAUAAAAGCUAAAGAGGUUUCUAGUCGAUUUAAGGAUAGACCAAUGAAUCCUUUAGAUACCGCAGUAUUUUGGAUCGAGUAUGUGAUUAGACAUAACGGAGCUGACUUCAUGAAAAAUCCGGCGAUACAAUUGAGUUGGUUAAGUUAUAAUAUGUUCGAUGUUUAUGCGUUUGUCUUAGGUGUAACGAUACUAUUAUUGUAUGUGAUUAUUCGGCUUAUAUUAUAUAUCCGACAAUAUUUCCGAAUAAAUGUCCACAAAAAUGAUACUGUAAAGAAUAAAAAGAAAUUAUAA